Molecule: messenger RNA, 4360 nt
Organism: Salarias fasciatus (jewelled blenny)
Lineage: Eukaryota; Metazoa; Chordata; Actinopteri; Blenniiformes; Blenniidae
Gene: sp1
Product: sp1 transcription factor
Exons: 6
Coding region: 102-2177 (691 amino acids)
Biological process (GO): regulation of transcription by RNA polymerase II
Molecular function (GO): DNA-binding transcription factor activity, RNA polymerase II-specific; RNA polymerase II cis-regulatory region sequence-specific DNA binding
Source: RefSeq, a predicted model, not a curated record
UCCCGUCUUCAAAUUAUGAGCAGUAAGUGAACUUUUAAAACUCAGCGGCGUGCGAUGAGCGACGCCUUAACCCUACAGUAAGAGAUCAGCAGCAGGGAGAAAUGGCCGCUGUGGAGAGCGGCGGAGGCUUCAGUCAAAAGCGAAACAACAAUUCACAAGAUUCACAGCAACCAUCUCCUCUCGCCUUGCUGGCAGCUACAUGCAGUCGCAUUGACACCCCGGGAGAGAGCGAUUCCCCUCCAGACCAGCAGCAGCAAAACCAGCAGCAACAGCUGGAACUAAACCAGGGUGCUUUCACAUCCAGUGCCAACGGCUGGCAGGUCAUCCCGCUCAGCGUCCAAGCAUCCUCAGGCUCUAACACUGUCACCACUGACUCCUCAGCUGCGAUGACAGACGCUAGCAAGGGCAGGCAGGUUCUCUCUCCAGCAGCAAGUGCGGUGGUGAGCACGCAGGGGCAGCAGCAGCAGCCACAGCAGUAUGUAGUGGCCCAGGCUCCGUCAGUGCAGGGCCAGCAGGUGCUCACUGCCAUAUCAGGGGUGGUUCCCAAUAUUCAGUACCAGGUUAUUCCUCAGUUUCAGACGGUGGAUGGCCAGCAGGUGCACUUUGCACAUGCUCAGCAGGAAUCUGCUGUACCUGCCGCAGCAGGGGCAGGCCAGCAGUUUCAGAUAGUGUCCUCUGCUAAUGGCCAGCAGAUCAUCGCCGCUACAAACAGAGCCGGUACCCCAGGAAACAUCAUAACCAUGCCCAGCCUCCUCCAGGGAGCCAUCCCCAUACAAAACAUUAGCUUGGGCAAUGGCGUUUUGCAAAACCAGCCCCAGUUCCUGGCGAACAUGCCGGUGUCGCUAAAUGGAAACAUCACAUUGUUGCCCGUCAGCACCGCGGGCACGGUGGGAGAUUCCAGUAGUGGAGUAGACGCAGCAGGAAACCAGCUCAUACAGCAGCAGUCGCAGCAGCCCGUGUCUUCCAACAGCGGGGCGGGUUACAUGACCAGCGCGUCCACAGUCACCACGCAGACGUCUUCCUCCUACGGACUGACCCAGGCGCAGAACAGCAACGGAGCUUUUCAGCAGAGCGCGGCGUCCUCCCUGGGCGUCCCCAUACAGCCCGACAACCGAGACGGGCAGCAGCCGCAGCAAAUCCUCAUCCAGCCCCAGCAGGUCAUCCAAGGCGCGACGCCCCUUCAAGCAGGUACUGUAGCAGCUGCAGGCGGGCAAGUAUUUGCAACCCCAACCCUCAGCCAGGAGGGGCUUCAAAAUCUCCAAAUUAUGCCAAAUACAGGGCCCAUCCUUCUGCGCACCGUUGGCCCCAACGGCCAGGUGAGCUGGCAGACCAUUCAGAUCCAGAGUCCAGCCGGAGCGCAGAUCACGCUGGCACCUGUGCAGUCGCUUCCGCAGCUUAGCCAGACUCAGGGAACCGCCGCGGCUGGAGGGGUGUCCGUUAACACAGUGCAGAUCCCAGGAAUCCAGACCAUCAAUCUCAACACUCUCGGAGGGUCCGGCCUACAGAUGCAUCAGCUGCAAGGGGUUCCCAUCACCAUCGCCAGCUCAGCAGGAGAGCAGGCCCUGCAAACAGGCGGAGAAAGUUUGGAUGACAGCACUGCAAUGGACGACGAGGACAUCAGCCCGCCUCCCCAGGGGCGACGCAACCGCAGGGAAGCCUGUACCUGCCCCUUCUGCAAAGACGCAGACGGACGCAAGGACCCGUCUCAAAAGAAGCAGCAUAUCUGUCACAUCAGCGGCUGUGGGAAGAUCUACGGAAAGACGUCCCACCUGAGAGCCCACCUCCGCUGGCACACGGGAGAGCGCCCCUUCGUCUGCAGCUGGUCUUUCUGCGGGAAGCGGUUCACCCGUUCAGACGAGCUUCAGCGCCAUAAGAGGACGCACACAGGUGAGAAGAGGUUUCUGUGUCCGGAAUGUCCCAAACGCUUCAUGCGCAGCGACCACCUCUCAAAGCACAUCAAGACCCACUUGAACAAGAAAGUGGCGGCGAUUUCCGCGAGCAGCGCCUCCACCGACGUGGGCUCCCCCGCGGCGGGGACAGAAGCAGGAACCGGAAAUGACCAGCACACGAUCGUCACCAUGGAAACCUUAUCUGCAGAGAACAUAGCUCGAUUAGCCAACAGCGGUAUCAACAUGAUGCAGGUGGACCUUAGCCAAAUCAAUGGCAACAGCUAUUAGAAUUAGAAUAACGGCGCGGAGAUCGGCCCCGAUGGAUUUUCUAUUCGGACUUUUUGGGGUUAAAAAGGGCAUGUUACAUUACUGCAGAUUUUGAACUUCUCAAGGCUUCGUCGGCAGACGUGGUCACAGGCGCGACACAACAGACACUAUUGAAUUUAAGAAGAGAAUACGAUCUCCCUCCUGUAUACUCAAAACCUGUGGCAUUCAAGACUCAAACAUGGAAGAGUUGGAUUGUGAUGUUAGACUUGAGGCAUUGGCUGAGUGGAAAUGGCGCAACACUAAAAUUGGUCCCAUGCAGAAAUCCAAUCGCAUAAAAUGGCACAGUUCAUGAUAAAUGUGCAGAGUUAUAUUUUCUCUGCAAAGCGACUUAAGUGAUGAGACGACACUAUAUCAUGUUCUCGCACUCGCUUAUGAGGCUGUGAGCUUUUCCACUCGCCCCGCCUCGGGUCGUCUGGUGCCCACCUGCCCCGGGCUGACGGAUAAAGUAUGCACCUGACCAAUUCCCGUCAACUCAAUAUACCUAAUACUCACUUGAAAAACUGAGACCGGUGCAUGGUGAGCAUAUUUGAUUGUAAAAAUUGGUGGGAUUGAAAUGUUUGAGGACCGGCUGUGUCCACAGGAAUAUAAUCCCAGUAUCAUAGGAAUGAUAAUGACAGGGCAGACACAAUGGGUCAGUGUCUGAAGCUCUGAUCUGUGUGGGUCUGCGUGUGUCAGGGCAGUAUUGCCCUGAGAGUAACCCUUUAACCUCUUUACACAAGUAUACACAUUCAAGCCAUCAUGUUCGAUAUCUUUAUUGAUGCAGAACUUUUUGAUUUUGUGUGUAAAUAUAUAUUUUUUGGGUAAUGUAAAGGUUACAGAGAUAGUUUAGCAUAGGCAGGAUCCGACAUGCAAGAAUUUGCCUUUCAGUCAUCUGAACCUCUCAUGCACAAUCAAAACUAAAUCUUGUUUAAAUAUAUCUAUAUAAAUAUAUAUGUAGUUUAAGAGCUUGUUUAUCGUAGAAUGUGCUCUUUCAAAUCCAGAUGUUCCCGUUACUUUCUUCUUUGGUGUUCUCAUCCUCAGACUUUGCCUUCCAGUCACGUGAGCUUUUCUUUUCCUGUCUCCUGUCGACGUAUUUUUGUUUAGUCAUAUCUGAUCAAUGAAAUAUUUUGUAAUGUCUGGACAGCAUGAAAUAUGUAAGCGCAAAACCAAAGGUUCAUACUCCUUUUUAUAUACCAGAAAAUCUCUUUGGUCCACGAAGUUUCUAAUAAUUUGUACUUUUAUAAAACUGGAAAAAGAUCCAGCUUGAGGCAAAGUUUGCAUCCAAAUCCCUGCUGUUGUCCUGUUCAAUAAAUGUGCUUUCACACCAGCCCUGUAGAAUCUCGAUUUCGGACCAAAUCAGGACUUUGUGUGAAAGAUCCGGAACUUUUGUGCAAAAUAACAACUUUGAGCAGCUUUAAGCCAACGACGCGAGUCUGAGCAAGCAGAUGCCCAAAGAAAGCGUUAGAAAUUCUUUUGUGGGCAAGAACAACGUCAUGCAAUUACAGCUACUGCUGUUUGGGGGCGCUGUUGGCCGAAACGAACACUGACCAAGCAGGCAGAGGAAGACACCCGGCCCGAAACCGGAAGUCCCGCUCCAGCAGCUGGCUAGCAUCUCACGGGUAACCACAAACAAUCUUGAUUUAUAGUGUUCUGACCAUCUAUCAAUGAGCAUCUGCACUUCCUCACCACCCUGUCUACCCACGAAACAAUUCCUCACCCUUUCUUGGUGCAUGUUGACUUAAUUUUUGCUCCACAUCCUCUCACUGCAGCUGUUGGAUAGUCCUGGAGAAAUCCCUCUUCAGGAGGCCCAGAGUUCACCAGAAAGAUCCGGAUCUUUGAUCAGGGGAGCUUUCACACAUGCAAAAACGAGAACCUUCCCAGAAAGCCCUGAUUUGGUCUGCAGUCCUGACUUUACAAGGCUGGUUGCGAAAGCCUGAGAAGAAACUGUAUGAAAUGUUAAAGGUUUUUGAGAUUUGUUCAUCUUUGCCUCAUUAAUACUUUGAACACAUUUUGAACUGGUGUAAUGCAUUAUUGAACCUCAGAUUAAGUUCGUUGGACAGCAAGUGCUCUUAUUUUCUGCCCCCAUUUUAAAUAAGGGAUUUUAUAUGGUGUGUAUACAACUACUGCAAAUGCCAACAGCUGGAUUAAAAAAUAUAAAUACACUC